Phacochoerus africanus (Common warthog) is the source of this 2485-nucleotide messenger RNA. It is a transcript of the gene HYKK, whose product is annotated as hydroxylysine kinase. Bases 363 to 1493 code for a protein of 376 amino acids. The record is from RefSeq and is a predicted model, not a curated record. Gene Ontology annotation, molecular function: amino acid kinase activity. The transcript has 6 exons. Lineage: Eukaryota; Metazoa; Chordata; Mammalia; Artiodactyla; Suidae.
UGCUUAGUCUUUCCAGGAGUCUGUGCUGAUUGGCGGCAGGGGGUAUCCAGGAGCCAAUCAGAAGUCAGGGAUCUCGGGCUCGGAGGACGGGCUGACCGAGGGGCGGCUGGUACGGCGCGACCUCCCAGCCAGAGCGCGAGACAGCAGCCAGGGUCGAGGGCCACCGGAGAACGGAUCCACCUGAGGACCUCGGGUCGUUGCGGGCAAGACACUUAACCUCUCCGGAUGUAAAUUCCCCCUGUGAAUAAAGUUGAUGUUGCUGGAAGAGGUGGAGGAAUUGGACUAGAUGAUACCAGAGUGUUUCCUGGUCUGUGGCUGAAAACGCACCUUUAGCUUGGUAGUUUGUUUUUCCCUUAGAAAUAAUGUCAAGUGGAGAUGGUCACCAGUCACAGGCUCUCACCAAACCCCCUUUCACUGAGGUACAAGCCUCUGCAUUAGUGGAAUCAGUAUUUGGGUUAAAAGUUUCCAAGAUCCUGCCACUUCCUAGCUAUGAUGACCAAAACUUUCAUGUAUGCAUUUCAAGAGCCAAGGACACUACAGAUGGCCCAAGUGAUUAUGUUCUCAAAAUAAGCAACACCGAGUCCAGCAAAAAUCCAGACCUGGUUGAAGUGCAGAGUCACAUCAUCAUGUUUCUGAGAGUGGCUGGAUUUCCAACAGCCUCUGUGUGUCGCACUAAAGGAGACAACAUAACCUCUCUCGUGUCUGUAGAUAGCGGCUCUGAAGUCAAAAACUACUUGGUGAGGCUGCUGACUUACCUGCCAGGAAGACCCAUAGCUGAGAUACCCAUCAGCCCUCAGCUAUUAUAUGAAAUUGGAAAGCUAGCCGCCAAAUUGGAUAAAACACUGGAGAAGUUCCAUCACCCAAAGUUAAGUUGUCUUCAUCGGGAGAACUUCCUUUGGAACCUGAAAAGUGUUCCUCUUCUGGAGAAACACCUGCCUGCCUUGGGCCAGAAUCGGAAUCGCGAGAUUGUCAGACAGGUCAUUCAGCUGUUCAAGGAUGAAGUCAUGACCAAAUUAAGUCAUUUUCGAGAAUGUAUCAAUCAUGGAGAUCUCAAUGACCAUAAUAUUUUAAUUGAGUCCAGCAAGCCAGCCUUUGGAGAUGCUGUGUAUCAAGUGUCUGGGAUUUUAGAUUUUGAUGACAUGAGCUAUGGCUACUAUGUAUUUGAAGUGGCAAUCACCAUCAUGUACAUGAUGAUUGAAAGCAAGACUCCUAUACAAGUAGGAGGUCAUGUCCUUGCAGGGUUUGAAAGUAUAAUCCCACUGACACCUGUGGAGAGGGGUGCUUUGUUUCUACUUGUAUGUGGUCGUUUUUGUCAGUCCCUUGUCAUAGCUGCAUAUUCUUGUCAGCUAUACCCAGAGAAUGAAGAAUAUCUCAUGAUUACUGCAAAAACCGGGUGGAAGCACUUACAGCAAAUGUUUGACAUGGGCCAGAAAGCUGUAGAGGAAAUCUGGUUUGAAACUGCCAAAUCCUAUGCCUCUGGGAUUUCUAUCUGACUACAUAAAAGUUCACAUUAACUUGGGUAAUUAAAAACCAGGAGGACUAACUCUAAUUCCCUAAAGAUUUUCCCUGCACAGUUAAAAAUGAACUGAUUGUACAGAUCAAUGCACAUGAAACCACUAAGGUCUUCCAGCAAGUUUAUGACCAUUUUUGAAACCUAAGAAAAUACUCCUUGAGCAAGGAUUUUUCUAUGGGUCUCGCUUGCCUUGUGUUUUAAACAGGCAGUGUUAUUCUGAAUCAGAUAAUCUCUCAAGGUAUACUCUAGCCCCAAAAUCAAUCAUUUUUUUUUAAACUUUGAAAGUUUCAGAGUCAUUAUACACACACACACACACACACAUAUAAAAUAACUGGAUUAACAUAUAGACCUAGUUAACCUAACGUCAACUCUGUGAAGCCUUCUCCCAUCUCUUCAUUCUCCAGAAUCACUUUGUACCCUGUCUACCUUAUGGCACAUCACUUGGUAUCAUGGAUUGUGACUGUACAGCCAUCUAGCCUAAGAGCUAUGUGAUGGUAGAAACUUUGUAAAACUUUUGUCUUUCAUCUCUUGCAUCUGAUAUAGUGACUGUCCUAUGGUCUUUAAAAAUAUUUGCAAAAUUAAUGUAUGCUAGAAGAAAGGCUGGAGAAAAUAAGGCACACACUAAGAUGCCUUAGGAGGAAACACAGAUGGUAUUCAUAAGAAAAAGCUUUAACUUGUUUGAGAGGGCAGUUGAGAUAGAUGCCAGAAUAUACUGGAACCGCAAGGAAGCAAAUAAGACCCCCAGGCAAGCCAGUAACUCCUGAGUUACCUCAGUAGUUUUCAAGUCAAUACCAAGAAAGUCCCUAAGCAGAUAUUUUAAAAUUUUCUCCUACUUAUGUUUCUUUUCAUAUGAAUACGUAAUACUGAUGAACAUAGCCCAUGUAUACUUGACUUUAAUCAUACUACUGUAUUUCCUUCGCUGGUUUCUCUUCAUGCCCCCUUAGUAUGAUUUAGUAAAUAGCUGUUUACUCA